Molecule: messenger RNA, 3658 nt
Organism: Nematolebias whitei (Rio pearlfish)
Lineage: Eukaryota; Metazoa; Chordata; Actinopteri; Cyprinodontiformes; Rivulidae
Product: serine/threonine-protein kinase tousled-like 1-B
Exons: 19
Coding region: 304-2244 (646 amino acids)
Biological process (GO): chromosome segregation; peptidyl-serine phosphorylation; intracellular signal transduction
Cellular component (GO): nucleus
Molecular function (GO): ATP binding; protein serine/threonine kinase activity
Source: RefSeq, a predicted model, not a curated record
UACUAGAAGAAGAAGAAGAAGAAGAGCCGUAGAAUCAGAGCUCCACUCGGGAGCUGCUGGGAUGUUAAUUAGUGCUCGGUAUGCUCAUCAUGCAAAGGUUAUAUGUCACGAAGGACAGGAGCCGCCGAGGGUGACAACAUGCGAGACGUGUAGCUGCGCGAAGACGGACUAAAAAACCCAAACCCCUUCUCGGUUUCGAGCCCGUUUGGCUGCAGCAGGUUGCCAAACAAUGGACGCAAGUUUGGUGUUUCCGCAGACAGCGGCGGCGCGCGCGCUGGCUCCUCUCGGCAGCAAAGUGGCUUCAUGAGUGUCCAAAGUAACAGUGGAAGUGGUGGUGGAAGUUUGGAGGCGCCGCCAUCUUGGUCGCAGCUCUCCUCGUCCCCGACAAUUUCUCAACAACAAGCAGCGGUGACCGCCAAGACCAGGGAAGUUCCCAUGGAGGAGCUGCACAGCCUAGACCCCAGGAGACAGGAGCUGCUGGAGGCCAGGUUCACAGGAGCUGUCAGCGGCAAUACGGGAGGCAGCACUGGGAGCACCAGUGGAGGUGCAAAGGGUCUGGCCAACGAGUCGUCAAACCACAGCUAUGGAAGUCUGGGCUCGUCGAGUGACAAAGAGUCGGAGACCCCAGAGAAGAAGCACUCUGAAUCGUCCCGGGGGAGGAAGAGGAAAGCUGACACCUAUUCUGAGGGCAGUCAGGGGAAGACUUCCACUCGUGGGCCCAAGAUCAGCGACUACUUUGAUUUCCAGGGUGGAAACGGUUCUAGUCCAGUUCGAGGCCUGCCCUCUGCUCGCCGCUGGCCUCAGAGCUCACACUCUGCUCCAGGCUCUAUUAUCCGUCAGAAUAGCUCCUCACCCACCAGUCUGUGCUUUGGGGAGCACAGUCUCAAAGCUGCUUCAAGCAAAUGUGUCCAGACUGAGCUGACGGGCCUGAAACUUGCUGCACUGGAGAGCAACAAAAAUCUGGACCUGGAGAAGAAAGAAGGGCGAAUAGAUGACCUGCUUAGAGCUAAUUGUGACCUACGGAGACAGAUUGAUGAACAGCAAAAACUCCUGGAGAAAUACAAGGAGAGGCUGAACAAGUGCAUCACCAUGAGCAAGAAGCUGCUCAUAGAGAAGAGCAUCCAGGAGAAGCAGUCAUGUCGUGAGAAGAGCAUGCGAGAUCGCCUCCGCCUUGGUCACUUCACCACCGUCAGACAUGGCGCCUCCUACACAGAGCAGUGGACUGACGGAUACGCAUUUCAAAACCUGAUCAAGCAACAGGAGUGCAUCAACCAGCAGAGGGAAGACAUUGAGCGACAGAGGAAGCUGCUCGCCAAAAGGAAACCCCCGAACCCCGUGUCUCCCUCCCUGUCCGUGACCUCCACAUCUGAACCCAAGCAGCGCAAAACGAAGGUGGUCAACGGCAAUGAUUCGGACCCCUUCCUCAAGCCCUCCUUGCCUCAACUACUGACGCUUGCCGAGUACCACGAGCAGGAAGAGAUAUUCAAGCUUCGCCUCGGAUACCUGAAGAAGGAGGAAGCUGAGAUCCAAGCAGAGCUGGAGAGGCUGGAGCGAGUCAGGAACCUUCACAUCAGAGAGCUGAAGAGGAUCAACAACGAGGACAGCUCGGCCUUUAAAGACCACCCGACUCUGAACGAGCGGUACCUGCUGCUGCACCUGCUGGGCAGAGGCGGCUUCAGUGAAGUCUACAAGGCGUUUGACCUGUUUGAGCAGCGCUACGCAGCUGUCAAAAUCCACCAGCUCAACAAGAACUGGAGAGAGGAGAAGAAGGAAAACUACCACAAGCAUGCUUGCAGGGAGUACCGGAUACACAAGCAGCUGGACCAUCCAAGAAUAGUCAAGCUGUACGACUAUUUCUCCCUGGAUACCGACACGUACCUCCCCCCAGAGUGUUUUGUCGUAGGGAAGGAACCGCCUAAAAUCUCAAACAAGGUGGACGUCUGGUCUGUGGGGGUGAUCUUCUUCCAGUGUCUCUAUGGACGCAAGCCGUUCGGCCACAAUCAGUCUCAGCAGGACAUCCUUCAGGAAAACACCAUCCUCAAAGCCACAGAUGUCCAGUUUCCUGCUAAACCACAAACCAGCACAGAGGCCAAGGCAUUCAUCCGGCGCUGUCUGGCCUAUCGCAAGGAGGAUCGGUUUGAUGUCCACCAGCUGUGCUCAGACUCCUACCUUCUUCCUCACAUGAGACGUUCAAACUCCUCCGGUUCCCUGCAGCCCCCUUCCUUGUCGCUGCCCACCUUCUGACUUGUUUCAUCGGCGGGACCCUCAGGUUACCGCCGAGGCAGAACUGUUGCCAGUGGAGAAUAAGACAUGGAUUGCUCUUUUUUUUUCUUUUUCUUUUGCUCCUGAACAGGAUACAUUUGACAGAAUUGAAUUAAAUGUAAACUCAGAAAAGGAAGAGAAAGGUUGUUGCCCCUGAACACAACUGAGUAUGAGGAAGAGGGGAUAAAGAGGAAAGAUGGCGUUGUUUGAAGCGAGACUGAAGGAACAUGUGAGGAUUUCUUAGAAGCACUGUCCAAACCUCAUAGCUCCAUGUGCACCUCCAUCUCCACAUCAGGAUGUUCUUUACUGGGUAAAGACCUUCAGUCGACAUGAACCUUCAGCAGCAGUCGGCGCUAGUCGAGAUGUUGAGAUAAAAAUAACGGCUGCAUUUCAUCGAUCGUUGGUCUCCACACAUCAGGGAUUAAUUUCAAAGUGAUCAUGUGACCGUGGCAUUACUUUUAGGUUGCACUCCUGAUCCAGGUCAUGUUCUUCUGGGCUCAGAUUUGGUUUGAAGCACCGCGGCUUGGCCAAGUCAAAUCAAACACUUUUCCACAUCGUGGAAAAUGGAUUUCUUUUAUUUGUCUUUAUUUUAGGUAUCAGUCUUAAUUUUGUUGUUCAGGUAAGAGUCUGAGGUUUUGCACAGGUUGAUGUCUCCAUGUGUCUGAAGACUGCGUUACAAGCGCCUGCCCUGCGGACAGGGCUAGGAAGUCGGUGUACAUUUCAUGAUCAGGAGGCACUGCUCACUAACAGAUAUAUUAUACCGAAGCUUCUCCUCACUUCUUAGUUUCUCAGUUUGUUUAUCUGAAGAGCUGUUAUUGGUUUGCUGCUAUAAAUGUUGCUUUUAAUUUCUUUGUGAAUGAUUCUCACCUGACGUCUGUGCAUACUUGAACCUUGUUUAAAAUUUCCAGAGCCUGUUGCUGUUCCGAGGGAGGCUCCCCUGCACCAAACGCCUGCUUGGAUUAAAUUUGUUUUUGUUGACCUAAGUGUAAAGUCCAACAGACAUGACGAGCGAACACCCAGUAUGCUGUGUUGUCUUCCUGCCAGAGGAAGUGAGCACGUUUGGCUGAGCUGCAUAAUUAACUUCAUCUGGAAAUUCAAUGGAUAUCUCAACAUGUGCUUGUCUUAAUAAAACACUUACCUGAAUGACGCUGUGAUUUUUGAUGCUUGGAGCUGAGCGACGAAACAUAUUUAAGUGCAAGGUCGAUAGCUGCAACAAGUGCAUGUCUACCCGCUUAAAACUGCACACAGGUUUCAAAAGUAUUCACCAUAUUGGUGUUCUUUAAAGCCCAACACCCACCACUAUAGCCCCAAUCUCUUUAGGGGUAGUCGCUGUCAUAGAAUGAGUUAUGUUUGGGGGUUGUCACAGUCGGGCCAGGCACGUGUUUAAAAAAAAAAA